UUCUGUGGUUAUGUUAUUGUCACGAAAAAGUUUAUUUAUUUGUUAUUAAUAACAAAUUUACAGUAAAUAAAUAGUUAACGUGGAAAGUAAACUGAUACAUCUAUUAUAUAAUGGGGCCACCUCCAGUUGUCACUGGUAUUUCACCAAAAGAAGGGCCUCCUGGCACGAGAGUGACGAUACGGGGGGAGUUCCUAGGAAUUAGUGUAACUGAUUUAAUUGGACUCAAGAUAUGCGGCUGUGAUUGCUUGCUGUCAGCAGAAUGGAAAAGCAAGAAUAAAAUAGUAGCACGAUCUGGACCCUGCAAAGGUCGAGGUGAUAUUAUAGUCACCACAAAAUCUGGUGGCGAAGGCACUUCUACAGUACAGUUCAGGGGAUACCAUGAAUCAGUGGGGCCAAUGAAAGAAAGUGCAGUCUGGGUGGAAGAAGCUGCACCUCCCUCUCUACCUUGGGGCCGUCGCCCCAUGUCUCCUACAGCCUACACCCCGCCAGAUCCUCUGGGCUUGUCUACUGAAGGUGAUGACUGUAAGUUUCCUGAGGAAGAGUUACAUGAAUUAUUCCCGGAUGGGUCAGGAAAAUUGUCAGAUGAAAAUUUCCAACCUGGCUGGUAUCUUUUAGAACAUCAUAGCAACACUUCUUAUGAAGACUUAAAAGCUGGUAUGGUAUUUCUGCAGAGAAAGGUGGAGGGACAAAAAGAAGGUCAAUUAAGUUUUCUUAAAGCCAAUACUGGUGCUGUGAUGGACCAGCUGGACCGGCUUGUGCUCCUGAAGAACAUGUAUGAAGAGGAUCAAAGGAAGAACGGAAGAGAACCACUCCCAAGCUUGCAGUCGGCAAUUGAAGAAUCAAUCUCAUUGGCUGACUCAUUAUUCUCGGAGAUAUUAUCACGUAAAGAGAAUGCAGAUAAAACUCGGGAGGCGUUGUCUCUUCUAACCAGACAUAAGUUCCUGUUCCAACUGCCUUCAUCCAUAGACAAGAAUAUUAAAAAGAAAGAAUAUGAUUUAGUUGUCAAUGAUUAUACAAGAGCUAAAAAUCUGUUUGGAAAUACUGAUGUUAAGUUGUUCCAAAAAAUAUUAUCAGAGAUAGAUAAAAAGAUUGAAGAUUUGAAAGAAAAUUUGUACAACAGGAUGAAGACAAUGCCAAUAAAUGUUCAAGAGCAGACAAAAUAUAUCAGAUUACUGAUUAGUUUGAACUGGGAUGGUGACGCAGCUUGGACAGCAAUACUCAGCCGAAAGGAUUAUCUCAUGAACUUAAUGAAUAAAGUAAAGGAACACUUCAAAAAGAAAGAGGAGCAGGAGUCCAAUGAGAAAGGUCGGCGCAAGGCGCGCGAGAGCGAGUGCGAGUGUCUGUGGAGCGCGACGCGCGCGGCGUGGUGCGGCGCGGCGUGCGGCGCGCUCGCCUCCGAGCUGCACGCGCUGUGGCCGCUCGCUCGACGGUACUUCGCUGGCGAGCUGGCCGGACAGCCAACGCUGCCCCAGCGGCACACGGACCUCAAGGAGAUGAUAAUAGCGAUGGUGGAAUCGUUUUCGGAGCAGAUGCGCGGCUGCCUGAUAUGCACGAGUGGUGGCGGGGGCGGGGGCGCGGCCGUGGCUGCGGAUGUGCUGCGCGCGCGCCUGCUCGCCAACCUGCGCCACUUGCGAGACGCUUACGAUUCACUAUUGAAACUAGACUUGCCCUCGCAGCCGCUGAGUAUCAUAAAUUUUAUUUGCAGUUACGAUAUGCCUAAACCAAUGCAAGCUAUCCAAGCAACAAAGGAUGAACUGAGUGCUUUGGAGGAUAAUAUAGCUGACAUGUACUUGGAGUACAAGGGCGACCCACUGGUGGGCACGAUUGAGCCCAGCAUGUAUAUGGGCCGCCAUCACACCGACGGCGACACCGCGCUAGAAGACGCCAGACCAUACGUCUACGAAAUCAUAAACAACCUGAUCGCGGUGCAUGCUGAGGUGGACAGUGUGUGCGGCGCGGCGUCGUCCCGCUACGUGCGCGACAUCUGCGAGACGGUGUGCGAGGAGCUGGCGCGGCUGGCGGCGUGCGCGCCCGCCCGCGGCCGCGCCGCGCUGCAGGCGCGCCUCGAGUACUCGCUGCUGCGCCUCGCCGUCGCACACCACCUCACCAGGAAGGCAGAGAAUUAUUUAAUGGAGGCUCUCGCCGGCCUGCCUCCUUUGGACAACGAGGACGACAAGAAGAAAAUGGAUGAAAUAAUUCAAGGAUUUAAGAAAAGGAUGGAAUUACAACUGGCCAGCCUUAACUGCAACAUGGAGACUGUUUAGUUUAUAUUUAAGAAGUUUAUUGUCUUACGCUCUUUUUUUUAUUUAACUAGUCUGUAAUCUAUAGUAAAUAAGAAAUUGUUAUUUAAUUAAAAAUA
Messenger RNA from Papilio polytes (common Mormon), 2359 nucleotides. RefSeq names its product exocyst complex component 2 (gene Sec5). The coding region runs from base 111 to 2264 and encodes 717 amino acids. Gene Ontology annotation, cellular component: exocyst. The transcript is spliced from 15 exons. Gene Ontology annotation, biological process: Golgi to plasma membrane transport; exocytosis. NCBI's taxonomy places the organism in Eukaryota, Metazoa, Arthropoda, Insecta, Lepidoptera, Papilionidae. The record is from RefSeq and is a predicted model, not a curated record.